AAUGCCGAAAGAGGUUAUUCCGAGAGAAUUGCAUUCCACUGGAGGAGCAAUUCCGCUUCCAGGAGCAGCAAAUUCUCCUCAUUCCCGUGUUGAGCUUAUGUUGGAAGCCAGAGGCCUACAAGACUUGGAUAUACUCUCCAAAUCUGAUCCUAUUUGCAUCGUCUAUUUGAAGGGACUCGGAUUAAGGAGUGAUGAAUAUUUUGAAAUUGGACGAACUGAAGUGAUUUAUAACGAUUUGAAUCCAAAAUGGAAUACCAAAAUACAACUUGACUACUUUUUUGAGGUAUUCUUACUUUUUUCUUUAUAUUAUUUUAAAUUUAAGACAAAACAAAUUUUGAAAUUCGAUCUUUAUGAUAUAGACAAUGAGAACACUGUGGACCUGUCAGGCCAUGAUUUUCUAGGCAGUUGUGAAUGUCAUCUUGCUGACAUUUGUGCGACAUCAGAAGAUUUUUUGCGUUUGGAUUUGAGAAAUGGAAAGAAACAAAAAGGUGUUCUGCUUGUUCGAGCCGAGGAGGUGGAUAAUGGUCAAAAAGAAAUUGUCUAUUUGGUUUGCCAUGGAAAGAGGGUUGCUAUCCCCCAUUUUUGUUGCUCCUGUCUUUUUUCGAUUGAUCCUUUUUUGGAAUUCCAUAGGAUUUAUCCAAACGGAUCAACGCAGUUGGUGCAUAGAACUGAAGUUGAAAAGAACACAAUCAAUCCAGAAUGGAAACCUAUCGAAGUGAGCGUGAGGCAUCUUUGUGAAGGGGAUAAGAACAGGCAAUUUUUGGUUGAAUGUUAUGACUUUAAAAUUACUGGAAAUCAUAUUUUUCUUGGCUCUGCCAAAUUAACGGUCAAUCAAUUAACCUCUUCAAAAAAUCAAAGCCAAGUCAUUCCUCUUGAAAAGCAAAAGAAUUGUGAAAAGGGAGCCAUACAAUUCCUUCAAGCGACCAUUAAUCGAGAAUUUACUUUUUUGGAUUUCAUUAAGGGAGGAAUGCAACUUGAAUUUGCAGUCAGCAUUGACUUUACAGCAUCGAAUGGAAAUCCGAGAAGUCCAAGUUCUCGUCAUUACGUCGAUCAGUUUUAUCUUAAUCAAUACGAGCUUGCGAUAAAAUCUGUGCUUGAAAUUUGCGAGCACUAUAACACUAGCAAAUAUUUUGAGGCAUUUGGAUUUGGUGCAAAAAUAAUUCCAAGUCAAUAUGUCAGCCAUUUUUUCAACUUGAAUAUUGAAACCAACCAAUCGGGAGUAUAUGGAGUAAAAGGAGUUAUGGACGCUUACAGGAGUGUAUUGAGCCGGGUUGAACUUUAUGGACCGACAAAUUUUGAACCGACGGUGCGCACAAUGCUAGAAAAGUGUAAAACUUUCCCGAGAAACGGGUCAAGAUAUCAGAUUCUGUUAAUAUUAACUGAUGGAUUGAUAACAGACAUGGAACGGACAAAGUUGGCAAUAAUUGAGGCAUCUGUACAACCGCUGUCAAUUAUUAUUGUGGGCGUUGGGGAUGAAGAUUUUGCAAAAAUGGAUGAAUUGGACUCUGAUGAAUGUUUACUGAGGCAUGGUAAUUACGUUGCCAAACGUGAUAUUGUUCAGUUUGUUCCUUUUCGUGAUUUUUAUAGUGCUGUUCGAUCAGUUGACAGUAGAAUUUCUGAACAGCAACAAAUGCAAAUUCAAGUUGAACUGGCUAAGGCCGUGUUAGAGGAAAUCCCAUAUCAAGUAACAUCGUAUUGCAAAGCGAAUAAAAUUCAACCAUUGAACGGUUAA
Molecule: messenger RNA, 1732 nt
Organism: Meloidogyne enterolobii
Lineage: Eukaryota; Metazoa; Nematoda; Chromadorea; Rhabditida; Meloidogynidae
Source: the annotation of a GenBank genome assembly